AUGCGCUAUCGUCUGCUGCCGUAUAUCUACACGGUCGGUUACCACGCGCAUGUGGAAGGUCUUCCUAUUGCUCGUCCACUGUUCAUGGAAUUUCCCACUGAUACAGCCACCUAUGACAUCAACUACCAAUUCAUGUUGGGCAACGCGCUGUUGGUGACUCCAGUUGUGAACCAAGGCGCCACGUCGGUGACGGGUUACUAUCCUGCCGGGGUAUGGUACAACAUCUUUGACUACUCUAAAAUUUCCAGCACGGGUCGAUCUGUUACGACGUCCGUAACUCUGUACGACAUGCUAGUGCAUAUUCGCGGUGGAUCGAUCCUAGCGAUGCAUCAGGCAGCGCUCACCAGCACGGCCGCACGCCUCACACCCUUUGAUAUCCUCGUUGCGCUACCUGGCAGUGGUAGUGCCACUGGAGACCUUUAUCUGGACGACGGCGAGACGAUCAACAGCCCGAGCGCCACGAUCGUUAAGUUCACUGCGUCAGCUGACACCUUCACGUCUAUCGUUGAGAAGAACGAUUAUACUGAAGCCCAGUCGACCGUAGUGACCAAGGUGAUCGUGCUCGGAGUGACGUCGUCGCCGUCCAGUGUCUCUCUCGGUUCUAUCUCCAAGUACGACUCCGCUACACAGCGUUUGGAGAUCAAUCUCUUGAGCAGUGAGCAGUCCAUUGCCACUGGCUUUGCAAUCACGUGGAAGUAA
Messenger RNA from Phytophthora infestans T30-4, 699 nucleotides. Its product is annotated as alpha-glucosidase, putative. The record is from RefSeq and is a predicted model, not a curated record. Lineage: Eukaryota; Oomycota; Peronosporomycetes; Peronosporales; Peronosporaceae. The coding region runs from base 1 to 699 and encodes 232 amino acids. Gene Ontology annotation, molecular function: hydrolase activity, hydrolyzing O-glycosyl compounds. The transcript has a single exon.